Plasmodium relictum is the source of this 618-nucleotide messenger RNA. Its product is annotated as DNA-directed RNA polymerase II, putative. Gene Ontology annotation, cellular component: RNA polymerase I complex; RNA polymerase II, core complex; RNA polymerase III complex. Lineage: Eukaryota; Apicomplexa; Aconoidasida; Haemosporida; Plasmodiidae. Gene Ontology annotation, molecular function: DNA-directed RNA polymerase activity; DNA binding. The transcript has 7 exons. Bases 1 to 618 code for a protein of 205 amino acids. The record is from RefSeq and is a predicted model, not a curated record. Gene Ontology annotation, biological process: DNA-templated transcription.
AUGGAAGAUCCAGUAACAAGAUUUUAUAAAUGCAGAAAAACUUGUUGUGAAAUGCUUGAAGAUAGAGGAUAUGUUAUAACACCAAGAGAAAAGCUUGAGAAUUUUACAGCUUUUAAAGAAAUUUUUGAAGAAAAUGAGAAAUUACGAUCUAGGAUGACCAUUAUUACUAGUCAUAAGAAUGAUUCUAAUAAUAAGAUUAUAGUUUAUUUUGCUGACGAAAUUAAAAAAACAGGAGUAAAACCCUUAAGAGAAUUAACUGAAAAAAUGGAUGAAAAAUCUAUUCAAAGAGCAAUUCUUAUCACACAAAAUACAUUAACACCAUUUGCUAGAGAUGCAAUUAAAGAGGCCGCACCAAGACAUAUUAUAGAAAAUUUUUUAGAUACAGAAUUAUUAGUUAACAUAACAAAACAUGAAUUAGUUCCAAAGCAUAUUCCUUUAUCUAGUGAAGAAAAAAGGAAUUUAUUACAAAGAUAUAAAAUUAAAGAGAACAAACUACCAAGAAUUCAGGAUGUAGACCCUGUAUGCCGAUAUUUUGGUUUAUCAAAAGGACAAGUUGUUAAAAUAAUUAGACCGAGUGAAACCGCAGGAAGAUAUGUAACAUAUAGACUCGUGGUUUAA